UAAACGGAGCUGAGCUGCUCUGCAUGUUCUCAUCAGUCAUCUCUCUCCCCAAUUUUCAGAAACCCCCUUUCCCAGCCCUAAAUUUCACGCGCCAAAAUUCAUAAAAAUUACAGUCACAGAACUCCGAUUCUUCCGGACUGAAAAAAUGAGCUGGUGGUGGGCUGGUGCUAUCGGCGCUGCAAAGAAAAAAAUCGAAGAAGACGAGCCACCGCAGAAGCAUGAGGGCGUAGCCCUAAUAGUCGGGGUCACCGGAAUCGUCGGCAACAGCCUGGCGGAGAUCCUCCCCCAUUCCGACACCCCCGGCGGCCCAUGGAAGAUCUACGGCGUCGCCCGCCGCCCACGACCCACGUGGAACGCGGACAACCCGGUCAACUACAUCCAGUGCGAUAUAUCCGACCCGGAAGACACACGGGUCAAGCUCUCACCCCUCACAGACAUCACCCACGUAUUCUACGUCACCUGGGCUAACAAAUCCACCGAGGCAGAGAACUGCGAAGUCAACGGCAAAAUGCUGCAGAAUUUGCUGGAUGCAGUAAUCCCUAAUUCCCCCAAUUUGAAGCACAUCUGCUUGCAGACCGGUCGAAAGCACUACAUCGGCCCGUUCGAGUCUUUCGGCAAGAACAUACCGACCCACGAUCCUCCUUACACAGAGGAUUUGCCCCGAUUGAAUCACAUCAAUUUCUACUACACCUUGGAAGACAUUCUCUUCGCCGAGGUGGAGAAGAAGGAGGGUUUGACUUGGUCAAUUCAUCGCCCCGGAAAUAUAUUCGGAUUCUCACCGUACAGCAUGAUGAAUUUAGUUGGUACCCUCUGCGUAUACGCAGCUAUAUGCAAGCACGAGGGUGUUCCUAUGAAAUUUCCGGGGAGUAAGAUUGCUUGGGAGGGCUACUCCGAUUGCUCCGAUGCAGAUUUGAUCGCAGAGCAUCAGAUAUGGGCGGCGGUGGAUCGUUUCGCCAAGAACGAGGCCUUCAAUGUGAGCAAUGGCGAUGUGUUCAAAUGGAAGCAUUUUUGGAAGGCGCUGGCGGAGCAUUUCGGGGUGGAGUUUGUGGAGUAUGAAGAAGGCGGUGAGGAGGUGAAACUCGAGGAGCUUAUGAAGGAUAAAGGUUCGGUUUGGGAUGAAAUCGUGAGGGAGAAUGGUUUGACGGUGACGAAAUUGGAAGAAGUUGGGACAUGGUGGUUUAGUGAUCUUAUACUCGGAGGGGAGUGUUCGUUGGAUUCGAUGAACAAGAGUAAGGAGCACGGGUUUCUUGGGUUUAGGAAUUCGAAGAGUUCGUUCGUUUCUUGGAUGUAUAAGGUGCAGGCUUGCAAGAUUGUUCCUUGAUUUUGGAAGAGCUAUUGUUGUGUGAUUCUUGAAAUUUGGUUCAUAAUGGUGUUGUGGUGUGAUUUUUGGUGGUGUUAACUUGCAAGAAAGUGAGUAGUGGUAAAACCUCUUGUUGUUUAAUUUUUGAGAUUAUCAAUUGUAAUGUUGGUUUGGUUACUUGGUUGUUUAAUUUGUGAUUAUCAAUUGGACAAAAUUGUGGUUUGUGAUUAAUGAAUGCGCGUACUAUUAUGUUUAGA
Molecule: messenger RNA, 1557 nt
Organism: Erythranthe guttata (spotted monkey flower)
Lineage: Eukaryota; Viridiplantae; Streptophyta; Magnoliopsida; Lamiales; Phrymaceae
Product: 3-oxo-Delta(4,5)-steroid 5-beta-reductase
Source: RefSeq, a predicted model, not a curated record